Messenger RNA from Manacus vitellinus (golden-collared manakin), 1149 nucleotides. RefSeq names its product MSL complex subunit 1 (gene MSL1). The transcript is spliced from 7 exons. Bases 1 to 933 code for a protein of 310 amino acids. Gene Ontology annotation, cellular component: MSL complex. The record is from RefSeq and is a predicted model, not a curated record. NCBI's taxonomy places the organism in Eukaryota, Metazoa, Chordata, Aves, Passeriformes, Pipridae.
AUGCAUCCCGGAUCCAAGGACAUCCCGCAGCGCCGCACGUGCACCGCCCACCCUGAGUCAGGCACCGCACCCACCGGGCGCCACGGGCGCCGAGCCCACGUGGGCCGGGGACAGCCGGGUUUAUCUGGGAAGCCGACGUUUGGGAGCGCGGAGAGGAAGACGCCCGUUAAAAAACUGGUGUCCGAGUUCUCCAAAGUGAAGAGUAAAACUCCAAAGCACUCCCCGGGGAAGGAGGAGUCAGGCGGCUCCUUGGCCGAAACUGUUUGUAAACGAGAACUGCGGAGCCAAGAGACUCCAGAAAAACCCCGGUCACUCCUGGAGACCCCGCUCCGGGCCUCGGCCCCGCCGAAGGGCCCCGGCACCCACCCCAAGGAGAAGGGCUUGGGCAGCGAGGCCGACGACCUGCCCUAUCUCUCCACCACCGAAAUGUACUUGUGCCGCUGGCACCAGCCGCCCCCGUCGCCGCUGCCGCUGCGGGAGCCUUCCCCGAAAAAGGAGGAGACUGUAGCAAUUCCGUCUUGGAGGGACCAUGUCGUGGAGCCCCUGAGAGACCCCAACCCCUCGGACCUCCUGGAGAACCUGGACGACAGCGUCUUUUCCAAACGGCAUGCGAAGCUGGAGCUGGAUGAGAAACGAAGGAAAAGGUGGGACAUCCAGCGGAUCAGGGAACAGAGAAUCCUGCAGCGGCUGCAGCUCCGAAUGUACAAAAGGAAAGGGAUUCAGGAGUCGGAACCUGAAGUUACCUCAUUUUUCCCUGAGCCAGAUGACGUGGAAAGUUUGCUCAUCACCCCGUACCUGCCCGUCGUCGCCUUUGGCCGGCCCCUACCCAAACUGACCCCACAGAACUUCGAGCUGCCGUGGCUGGAUGAGCGCAGCCGCUGCCGGCUGGAGGUGCAGAAGAAGCAGACGCCGCACCGGACCUGUCGGAAGUAACGGAGAUGCCGGGAGCUCUGAACACCUCCGGGAGCUCCGUGUGCCACCAGAGGCUCCGCCGUCACCGGCUCACCGCCCGCUCCGUGCCGACGGAUGGUUUCGUUCCUCUGCGAUCCCAGUUUUGUUCUCUUGGGUUUUGGAACGUUCCCCGGACUCGUCCCCCCCGCGCUGGCACCGGCCGAGGCUCCCCAGCGGCUGCUCCACUCCCGUGGCCUU